AAACGCAUUGGCCUGUAACGUCGUACUGAACGAGGGGACGCAACGGAGGCAGGCCGGAGCCGUUGCCGUCGCCAUGACCCGCGGUAACCAGCGCGAGCUCGCCCGCCAGAAGAACAUGAAAAAGCAGAGCGACUCGGUUAAGGGAAAGCACCGAGAUGACGGGCUUUCUGCUGCCGCCCGCAAGCAGAGGGACUUGGAGAUCAUGCAGCAGAAGCAGAAAAAGGCAAACGAGAAGAAGGAGGAACCCAAGUAGCUUUGUGGCUUCGUGUCCAACCCUCUUGCCCUUCGCCUGUGUGCCUGGAGCCAGUCCCACCACGCUCGAGGUUUCUCCUGUAGUGCUCACGGGUCCCAGCACCGAUGGCACUCCCUCUGCCCUGAGUCUGCAGCGG
Molecule: messenger RNA, 389 nt
Organism: Dama dama (fallow deer)
Lineage: Eukaryota; Metazoa; Chordata; Mammalia; Artiodactyla; Cervidae
Product: small EDRK-rich factor 2-like
Exons: 1
Coding region: 74-253 (59 amino acids)
Source: RefSeq, a predicted model, not a curated record